AUUUUGAAAUUUUUUAAAAGUUUUUGUUUAAAGUUAUUGUAGAAUGGAUUUGGUUAUAUUUUGUUUUACUAAAAUUAUGAAAAAUUGAAAAUCAAAUUAAAUUUAUUUUUAGAAAAGAAAUCAUAGUUGCGAAAAGGUAUAAAAGAUCUAUUGAUACAACAUUCCCAAGUAAGUUGACUUUAUACUAAGGUAGAGAUUACAUUGCACAGAGAAGCUUCUGUAACGCAAAAGAAAUUUUUAUUAAUUUAAAAUAAUAUUUUUAAGAAAACAACAUGUUCAAAUCUAUUGCAUUUUUAACAAUUUUAUUUGUUGCUGUACAAUCACGUCCAGCUGAUGAUCCAUCAUCUGUAUCAAUUGUACGUUCUGAAUCAGUAUAUCAACCAGAUGGUUCUUAUAAAUUCUCAUAUGAAACAUCUGAUGGUGCUAUACGUGAAGAAAGUGGUAUACCAAAAAAUGUUGGACAAGAAGAUCAAUUUGUUGCUGUUACCGGUAUGUACAAAUAUAUAGAUGCUGAUGGACAACCAAUUGAAGUACAUUAUACAGCUGAUGAACAUGGUUUUGUACCAGUUGGUUCAAAUAUACCAGAAGCAAUUGUUAGAGCAGCUAAAUCUGCAUCAGAAGCUCAUUAA
Messenger RNA from Condylostylus longicornis, 629 nucleotides. Its product is annotated as larval cuticle protein 65Ag1-like. The transcript has 3 exons. The record is from RefSeq and is a predicted model, not a curated record. NCBI's taxonomy places the organism in Eukaryota, Metazoa, Arthropoda, Insecta, Diptera, Dolichopodidae. Bases 273 to 629 code for a protein of 118 amino acids. Gene Ontology annotation, molecular function: structural constituent of chitin-based larval cuticle. Gene Ontology annotation, cellular component: chitin-based extracellular matrix.